AUGGGGAAGAAGGGCAAGCGGCGGGGCGAGGCUGCCGCUACGGGUGCGCCGGAGGAGGCUCCCGCGGUAUCCGCUGCCGCUUCUGAUUCAGCCACGCCGAGGAGGAGCAGGCGACGGGGCGGCGACGCCAGGGCCGCGCAGGAGGCCUCCGCCACUGUACACGCACUGGAUCCCGCCGAUGCAGGGAAGGGGACAACGGACAGGGAAAAGAAGCCUAAGCUCAACGAACGAAAGAAGAAUAAGAGGGAGCAAUCUCCUUGUGCUGCUGCAUCGGGUGCUGAUGCUGCCGCCACGGGUAAAUCAGGUGAUGACUGCACUGAUGGGGAAGGUGUUCUAGGAGACUCUGAAGUUCACAAGAAAAGAAAAAGGAGUAAGAAGAUUACGCAGGAGCCAUCCUCUUCUACUGUGUCUGAUGACAACGCUAUUGAGGUAAACAAAUCCGGAGUUGGCUGCAAAAAUGUGGAAGAUGUACCAGGAGAUGAUGAAGCUAGUAGGCGUCCCAGAAAUGAAGAGGAUCUAGGCUUUUCUGCUGCAAACAUUGCAGAGCAGGAUGUACCCAAGGGUAAGAAGUCCAAGCUGGGGAAACGGAAUAAGAACAAGCAUGAACCAUCCUUUCCUGCUGUAGUGGAUGCCGCCAUUGUGGUUGGUAAAUCUGAAAGUGACAGCACAGAUGGGAAGGGUAUUCCAGGAGUUGCUGAAAUUAGUAUGAGUGCCAGAAAUGGAGAGGGUCAAGACUGUCCCGAGGUAAACAUUGUGGAGGAGACACUGGAGAGGAAGGAGCCUGAACCCAGGAAAUGGAAGAAGAAUAAGCAUGGGCGAUCCCCUGCUGCUGUGUCUGAUGAUGGUGCUGUUGAGGCAGACAAAUCUGGAAAUGUUGGCACGGAUGGGGAUGAUGCUUUGGGAGAUGCUCAAGUUAGUAUGAGCACAGUAGAGGAUCCAUGCUGUCCAGAGGCAAACAUGGCAGAGAAGGGGACACAGGAGGAGAAGAAGCGUAAGCCCAAGAAACGAAAGAAUAACAAGGAAGGAUCCCCUUCUGUUGUACUUGAUACUGGUGCUGUUGUGGCAGAUGAAUCUGGAAUUAGCUGUAUGAAUGGUGAUGGUGCACCACAGGAUGGUGAAGCUAGUAUUAGCCCUAGAGAUGGAGAGGACUCAAAAUGUCCUGGAGUAGACUUUACAGAGAAGGGGGUACCAAAGUUGAAGAAGAAUAAGCUCAACAAAUGGAAGAAGAAGAACCAGGAGCAAUCCCCUUCUACCUUGUUGGAUGCCGGUGAUGUUGUGCCAGAUAAAUCAGGACGUGGCAGCACAAAUGUGGAAGCUGCAUCCAGAGGUGGUGAUGUUACUACGAGUCCCAAACCGGAAGAGGGUCCAGAAUGUCCCAAUGUAAACAUAACUGAGCAUUUGGUGAAGGAAAAUAAAGUGAAUGAAGACUACUCUCAGGAACCUAAGCUCAAGAAACAGAAGAAAUGUAAGCAAGAUCAAUCCCCUUCUGCUAGACCAGACACCAGUGCUGUUGUGGUGGAUAAAAUUGAAAAGGGCUACAUAGAAGGCGAAGGAGGGGAAGGUCUACCAGGAGAUACUGAAAUCAGUAUGAGUCCCAGAAAUGGAAAGGGACCAGAUUGUCCUGAGGUAAACAUAGCUGAAAAUUUGGUGGAGGGAAAGAAUGAGAAUAACGGCAACUCUCAUAAGCCUAAGCGGAAGAAACGGAGAAGGAAGAAGAGGGCUCAAGUAGCUGUUACUGAGGCACCUGCGGUGGGUGAUGUCAGCUCAGAUGAAAGGAACGAUGUGUGUAGAACAGGUACCGUGAAGGUUACAGGAAGUAUGGGAUACUCAAUAUGUGAAUCUGAGGUUACUGCAAAAAAUGUUGUCCAGGACAUGUACUCACCAGGAGGAUCGCUUGUAAGGUUUCAGAGGAAAAAACUUCUUAUUCUUGAUCUUAAUGGUCUGCUUGCGGAUAUCACUCCAAUCCACCGCAACUCUCGAGACUCUCGCUUGGCACAUGCAAAAGUUCGAGGCAAAUAUGUCUUCAUAAGACCAUACCAUGACGAUUUUCUGAGAUUUUGCUUCCAGAACUUUGAGCUAGGGGUAUGGUCGUCGAGAAUGAAAGUAAAUGUGGAUGAUGUUGUCGAUAUCCUUAUGAAAGAUCUCAGGCGACACUUGCUAUUCUGCUGGGAUGCAUCUCACUGCACUGCUACCAAGUGUAAUACUCUUGAGAAUCAAUGCAAACCCUUAGUAUUGAAGGAACUAAAGAAACUGUGGAAUAAAGAGGACCCUGAUCUUCCGUGGGAGCAAGGGGAAUUUUCACCUUCGAAUACUUUGCUUGUGGAUGAUUCCCCUUACAAGGCUCUGUGCAAUCCGGUACUGAGUUGUACCCUCUGCUCCUAUUGUGUUGUAUGUGUUGAUGCUAAGCCCAUCUGUUGCUAUUCACAUAUAUUUUAUGUUGACAUCUGUAUUUUGCAGCCACACACUGCCAUUUUCCCACAACCCUACAGCUACCAUAACAGGACGGAUAAUUCAUUGGGACCAGGUGGAGAUCUUCGUGUGUAUCUAGAGAACCUUGCUGCUGCAGAUGAUGUUCAGCGUUAUGUUCAGGAGCACCCUUUUGGUCAACCUUUCAUUACUGAGAGUGAUCCGAAUUGGGAUUUCUAUGCAAAAAUACGUGACAGACUGGAGAAGCCAGAAAAGUGUGCCGCUUGA
Molecule: messenger RNA, 2694 nt
Organism: Triticum turgidum subsp. durum (durum wheat)
Lineage: Eukaryota; Viridiplantae; Streptophyta; Magnoliopsida; Poales; Poaceae
Source: the annotation of a GenBank genome assembly